Molecule: messenger RNA, 2454 nt
Organism: Silurus meridionalis
Lineage: Eukaryota; Metazoa; Chordata; Actinopteri; Siluriformes; Siluridae
Gene: dcn
Product: decorin
Exons: 8
Coding region: 181-1272 (363 amino acids)
Molecular function (GO): protein binding
Source: RefSeq, a predicted model, not a curated record
UCUCUUGUUCUCGUCCCCUCCUCCCCUGCUACAGCACACCUGCUUUCUCUUGGCUGCACGCAUUCUCACAGUGAUCGGCUCUUUGGCCUGCCGUGCUGCAGCUUCCCUCCAUCCUCCUGUGGAUUUUCGGCUGGUCGCAUUUCACUCCAGUUCUUGCAAACGGCACAGGUCAGUGACAGCAUGAGGUUGGCCUGUCUUACCCUGCUCCUGGUGUCCAUGUGCUGGUCUCUGCCCUUCCGUCAGUCUGGGUUUUUGGACUUCAUGAUGGAGGAUGAGGCACCUUCAGGUGAUGGGGCAAUUACACCUAUAGAGCCGGUUCCACCUAGAGAACCUGAGGGACCAGUUUGUCCCUUCAGAUGCCAGUGCCAUCUGCGUGUGGUGCAGUGCUCUGAUUUAGGGUUGAAAAAUGUUCCAGAGGAUAUCCCAUCAGACGCCCAUCUGCUGGACCUACAAAACAACAAGAUCACUGAGAUCAGAGAGAACGACUUCAAAGGCCUCAAAGGACUCCAUGCCCUCAUCCUGGUAAACAACAAGAUCACUAUCAUCCAUGCCAAGGCCUUCGCUCCUCUGGUCAACCUCCAGAGGCUUUACUUGUCCAAGAACAUGCUAAAGGACAUUCCCAACAACAUGCCCAAGAGCGUCCAGGAGCUGCGCAUCCACGAGAACCAGAUCACCAAAAUUAAGAAGGCCUCUUUCACUGGCAUGGUCAAUGUCAUUGUCAUGGAGCUUGGCUCCAACCCCUUGACCAGUUCUGGUGUGGACGCAGAUGCUUUCAAAGAUUUGAAAAGGGUUUCCUACAUCCGUAUCGCUGACACCAACAUUACCAGCAUUCCCAAAGGACUGCCCACUGCUCUGUCAGAGCUUCACCUGGAUGGGAACAAGAUUACCAAAGUCACUGCUGACAGCCUGAAAGGUCUCAAACACCUGGCUAAGCUUGGCCUGAGCAAUAAUGAGAUCAGUGUUGUGGAGAACGGGACUAUGGGCAUGAUGCCACACUUGAGGGAGCUCCACCUGGACCACAACGUUCUAACCAGUGUGCCUGCUGGUUUUCCUGAGCACAAGUACAUCCAGGUGAUCUACCUCCAUUCCAACAAGAUAGCCAGUGUAGGAACGGAAGACUUCUGCCCUCCCAGCUUCAACACUAAGAAGGCCAUGUAUUCCGGCAUCAGUCUAUUCAGCAACCCUGUGCCGUACUGGGAGGUCCAACCCAUCACCUUCCGUUGUGUUUUUGACCGCUCUGCUGUUCAGCUGGGCAACUACAGAAAGAAAUAGGACGUCCAGUCAUAGUGCCUUACCACUGUCCCUGUCCCGCAUCCCACCCCAUCCCUUUCCCAGUCCUUGUUCCCCUUUCCGAAACACCUCAAGUGUGUAACUAGGAAAAUUCGAAUGUCAUGACUCGGAUGACACAAAAUGUGUUCUGGGUAUACUGAAAAUGGCACACAACAGGCAAUACUGGGCACUAAUCACGCAUAAUCGAGUAAUAAACAGUAACAACAUCAAGUAUCUUGCACAUUACAUGUUACAAAAAAGAAAUAGCUAAACAUGUAUCAGGCUUUGUUCCUUUUUUGUUCUCCUAUUCAACCCUAUAGCACUACAAGAACCUUAAAUGAAAGAGCAGAAUGAAAUAAUUACAAAUGUAUUAUUGGUAAAAAAAAAAAAAUGACCACUUAUAAAGAUAAUCAAGUGCACAUAUAUAUAUAUAUAUAUAUAGAGAUAAAUAUAUAUAUAUGUAUAAUCCUUUGGUUCAAAACAAUGUGGUUCUAUUCAGAUUUUUUGUUGUGUUCAUAUAAAGAAAGAUCCACUCCUGCCCCUCUCUGGAUCUUAUUCUUUGGGACUUUUCUAAAUUGACAAGGCAGGCCUGCUGAGCGGGCAGCGGAAGGUUCAUUUAACUCCACAGUACCAGGAAAAAAAAAAAAGAGCUGAUACACCAGGUGCACUCCUAUUAUUACCUGUAUAGCAGUAGUGUUCAGUGUGUGCUGUUAGAACUACAGCCAUCAUGCUCAAAUUUUCCUUUUUUUUUUCUCUUUUUUUCUCUGUAGUAUUCAUUUUAAUAAGACGACACAAAGAAUUGUCACACUGCAGUACAUUAUUUUCUUCCUCUGUCUUCAAACGAGCGUUUUUGUUUGUUUGUUCGUUCGUCUGAUCGUUUCAAACCGAGCUGCCAUGCCGGUUUAGAAAAAAAGCAAGAAGUAAAAUAAACUAGAUUGUCUGUUUUUUUUUUUUAAAUGGAAGCCAUUUUCCAAAGAUCUACGCUUUUUUUUUUUUUUUUUACUAUUCUUCUACUUCUUCUUCUUCUUCAGCAAGGGUGGCGUGUCAUGUUUAAAUGUGUGCAUUUUUUCCUAAAAGAGGAGUGGAAUGAGCAGGUAGACGUGGCUGAACGUGUCCCCCCCUCUGUCCUGUGUUAGUGACUGUCACAUGUAUAGAAGCUGUAAAUAAAUGCUGUUUAAAACCGAA